GCAAGCGUCGUCAGGCAGGCCGGGUCAAUAUCAAUUGGGCAGGUAGGUACAGGGGGAGCAAGCAGAGAAUGGUCAGGAUCACAAGCCAGGGAUCAGAACAGGGAUGGUCAGGAGCGAGCCGGGAUCAGAGCAGGAGAAGUCAGCAGCGGUUCAGAAACAGGAUGCAGGACAGAAACAGGAUACAGGGCCCAGGACAAACACAACACCCAAGGCAGAGUCUGUGGGUCUGGCCAUCCCUUAAAUACCCCAGCAUCAUCAGUUCCAGGUGUUAGCUGGCUGAAAGAUUGAGUCUCUGAUUGCUGGGAGCACCCGCUGGCCAGCCCUGGUACUGCAGAUCAAAAGGCAGGUGAGUCCCACCAUUGCUGGCCAGUCCAUUCCUGACAGU
Messenger RNA from Staurois parvus, 385 nucleotides. Lineage: Eukaryota; Metazoa; Chordata; Amphibia; Anura; Ranidae. The record is from the annotation of a GenBank genome assembly.